Molecule: messenger RNA, 324 nt
Organism: Miscanthus lutarioriparius
Lineage: Eukaryota; Viridiplantae; Streptophyta; Magnoliopsida; Poales; Poaceae
Source: the annotation of a GenBank genome assembly
AUGGAGAAGGUUGGGGAGGCUGAUGGAGUGGAGCCUGAGGUCGACCAAGACGAUGGCUACGGCUCUAUGGUGGCCGCGGGGGCAGGAAGUAAGGACGCGAUGACGGCGCAGAAGGCGGAGGGAGGAGGCAGCGGCUGUGCGGAAGGCAAGCGCGAGGUGCCGCGGCAACCGCAUUUCACGCCGCCGCCACCGCCGUCGAUGUCAUCCUGGCGGCGGGGAUUGAUUGGAGGCAAGGAAGCGGAGGAAGGGAUCUGGCCCAGGAGGCCAGGACGAAACCUCCGAGGUCGAAACUCAGGCCCGGACACGCACGCGCAUUGCAGCUGA